Molecule: messenger RNA, 380 nt
Organism: Drosophila simulans
Lineage: Eukaryota; Metazoa; Arthropoda; Insecta; Diptera; Drosophilidae
Exons: 2
Coding region: 68-307 (79 amino acids)
Source: RefSeq, a predicted model, not a curated record
UGAUAAGCUGGUCGUCGGGCCAGUUUUAAAUCAGUGAAAACAGUGCGACUGAAACCCUUGGAACGAGAUGCGAUCUGUACUGCCGUCGGUGGGAUUUCUGCUGCUCCUGGCUCUGCUGCUCGGCUCCUCGUGCACUGAAUCCGGCAGGGUGAUAUAUUUCAAUCAACUGAACACCACCCAAGCCCAGGAGGCGGCCAAUAACAACACCCAUGCCCUGGGCAAGGGAAUGCUCCUCGAUGUGCGGGGAAAUCGCUGCCCACGCGGAUUCGUUCGCGAUCAUCAUGGGCGUUGCAGAAGGCGUGUCUAAAAUUGGACUCCCCCACUGGGCAAAGUUAAAUUUAAAUGCGUGUUUAUUUUUAAGUCUGUUUGCCUCGCCAGAU